AUGAUGAGGAAAAUCUGUGUUCUAGUCCCUCUGCUGCUCCUCCUGGCUGUGUGUGGGCAGGUGUCAGUCCUGAGGACUGAGAACUUUCUACAUUACCGUUCAAAUUUCUGGUCCUGGAAAGGCGCACAGGCCCACUGCAGACAGAAACAUACUGACCUGGUUACCAUCGGAGGUGAAAAGGAGAAUCAGGACUUUCUUUACAGCCAGGGAUGGAUCGGUUUGUACCGAGAGAAUUCAACCUCUAACUGGAAAUGGUCCAGAAGAGACGAGAUAGCCGUUUUCACCAACUGGGAGAGCGGUUUUCCAAAACCUGAUCAGAACUGUGCUUUUAAGUACAAUAUAACAGACAAAUGGGAGAGCCAUCCCUGUGACCAUAAACACAGUUUCAUGUGUUACAAUGAGAAGCUGGUUCUGGUGAAGAAGAAUAAGACGUGGGAGCAGGCAUUAGAGCACUGCAGGAAUCUGGAGGCAGUGAACUCAAGUGAGCCAGCCACUGCUUUUCGGAACCACCGGUAUGACCUGGCCACCCUGCUCACUUUAGAUGACCACGUCUAUGCACGAGAGAAGGCGAAAGGGGCUACCACUAAUGAGGUGUGGACGGGCCUGCGUUACCUUGCUGGUCAGUGGUUGUGGGUAAGUGGACAAGGAGUAGUGACAUACAAGGACAUCAAAAGUUGCCAGACUCAGAGGUACUGUGGCAUCCUGGUGAAAAAUGGCACCACUCUCUUUGAGACAAGUCACUGCAAGAGGAAGAUAAACUUCCUCUGUUCCAGGAAACCUUAA
Molecule: messenger RNA, 783 nt
Organism: Cottoperca gobio
Lineage: Eukaryota; Metazoa; Chordata; Actinopteri; Perciformes; Bovichtidae
Product: lymphocyte antigen 75-like
Exons: 3
Coding region: 1-783 (260 amino acids)
Source: RefSeq, a predicted model, not a curated record